Didymodactylos carnosus is the source of this 267-nucleotide messenger RNA. The record is from the annotation of a GenBank genome assembly. Lineage: Eukaryota; Metazoa; Rotifera; Eurotatoria; Philodinida; Philodinidae.
AUGAGUCCAGUUUUAGAUGGACGUUUUAAAUUUCAGUGGAUAAAUGAUUGUGAUUUAUUAUCUGAUUUAACAAAAAAUAAUAUUAUUUUAACUAUCAAACAAUAUAUUAUUGAUGCAUGUAUAAAACUUAAUUCAAAAAAUAACAUUAUUAAGGAUGAUGUUCAAAUGAUACCUGAAGAAGCCAGCAGCAAUAAUACAAAUGCAACAUUUUCUGAUAAAGGAAAUAAAAAAUGUUUAUUUCCAACACUAAAAGUUGGUUCACCUUAA